Molecule: messenger RNA, 834 nt
Organism: Acanthosepion pharaonis
Lineage: Eukaryota; Metazoa; Mollusca; Cephalopoda; Sepiida; Sepiidae
Source: the annotation of a GenBank genome assembly
AUGAGGUCACACAACUUGUUGAAACAAACUUUCUUAUUUAACUGGAUAUUUUAUCUAUCUAUCUAUCACUGUCUGUCCCUUCCUUCCUUCCUUCCUUCCUUUUUUUCUUUUUCUUUCUUUCUUUCUUUCUUUCUUUCUUUCACUACCCGUUUCUAUCUAUCUAUCUAUCUAUCUAUCUAUCUAUCUAUCUAUCUAUCUAUCUAUCACUGCCUGUUCCUUCCUUCCUUCCUUCCUUCCUUCCUUCCUUUCACUGCCCAUAUUUUGUACUCUUUCCUGUUGUACUAUUAUGAAUCAUGGUCAAUAUACCGGAGGCAUAUUAAAUGGCUUCAGCAAUUCCAUAAAAUAUGCCUGAGACAUACUUCCUUCCUUCCUUCCUUCCUUUCUUUCUUUCUUUCUUUCUUUCUUUCUUUUCUUUCUUUCUUUCUUUCUUUCACUGCCCGUUUCUAUCUAUCUAUCUAUCUAUCUAUCUAUCUAUCUAUCUAUCUAUCUAUCUAUCUAUCUAUCACUGCCUGUUCACUGCCUGUUCCUUCCUUCCUUCCUUCCUUCCUUCCUUCCUUCCUUCCUUCCUUUCCUUCUUUCUUUUUCUUUCUUUCUUUCUUUCUUUCUUUCUUUCUUUCUUUCUUUCUUUCACUGCCCGUUUUUAUCUAUCUAUCUAUCUAUCUAUCUAUCUAUCUAUCUAUCUAUCUAUCACUGCCUGUUCCUUCCUUCCUUCCUUCCUUCCUUCCUUCCUUCCUUCUUCUUUCUUUCGCUGCCCGUUUCUAUCUAUCUAUCUAUCUAUCUAUCUAUCUAUCUAUCUAUCUAUCUAUCUACUCAUCUACUGCUCAAUUAGCUUGA